Messenger RNA from Myxocyprinus asiaticus (Chinese sucker), 2765 nucleotides. RefSeq names its product transferrin receptor protein 1-like. Gene Ontology annotation, cellular component: external side of plasma membrane. The record is from RefSeq and is a predicted model, not a curated record. Gene Ontology annotation, biological process: intracellular iron ion homeostasis; transferrin transport. Bases 136 to 2472 code for a protein of 778 amino acids. Gene Ontology annotation, molecular function: transferrin receptor activity. The transcript has 19 exons. Lineage: Eukaryota; Metazoa; Chordata; Actinopteri; Cypriniformes; Catostomidae.
UGUCACCAGUGUCAUGAGCGAGCGCAUGGUGCAGGUCACAGAGCUCUCCAACAUUGCUUUAUAAUUGCCGACAAUUAAACACACACCAGAGGAAAUAAUAAUUUAAAGGAAUAGUUCUCGCGUUUAAAAAAUUCGAUGGCGUGGACAAUUGAUCAAGCAAAAAUGAAGUUUUCCAGAAUUGUAAACAGUCGCUCGUACACCCGAUUCAAUCAGUCUCAGAACCCUGAUGGAGAGAGCAGUCGUGUGGAGGUGAAGCUGUCUGCGGACGGUGAAGAAGAGAUGGAUGGUGUUGAGCAAGGACAAGUGCAACAUGAGACAUACACAAGACCCAGUCGUCCAGUGCCAUUGAACAAGGGGAAGAUUAUUUGUUCAGUGAUCGUAGUACUGCUCUUCUUCUGUUUGGGUACACUCAUUGGCUAUGCUGCCCACCGUAAGUCUGAACCACCUUCGCCUGACAGUUUGGACGAGGAAAAGAAUAGUGAAGUUCAACCAAUUUAUGAUGUUCCUGCUCCUACUAUGGAUUGGAGUGACAUUGUUAAGAUGAUGAAUGAGAAACUGUUGUCUAAUGCCAUUCAGGAUAAAUUAAGUGAGUAUUCAAAGGGUGACCGCCAGGCAGGAUCAUCUGGAGAUAACUUGUUAGCUGACAAAAUCCAUGACACUUUCAAGAAACUUAACAUGGAGCCCUGGGUUGAUGAGCACUAUGUGAAGCUACAGUAUCCUAGCAGCUCUAAUCCAAACAAAGUGUUGUUUGGUUCAGAGGAGAUUGGAAAUCCAAAGGGGUUCCUGGCUUACAGUGCAACAGGACGUAAAACGGGAAGAGUGGUGUAUGCCAACUAUGGUUUGCCAGAGGAUCUGAGGGACGUGAAGGACAGCGGAGUGAAUCUGACUGGGUCUGUCAUACUGCUGAGAGCUGGAAAAAUCAGCAUGGCUCAGAAGGUUGCAAAUGCUGCUGAGAAGGGUGCCGUAGCAGCUCUGAUCUACCCGGACCCAGCAGACUAUGGAAAAUUGCCUUCAGAUACUGAACUCUAUGGUCACGUCCACUUGGGAUCAGGUGAUCCUUACACCCCAGGUUUCCCAUCCUUCAAUCACACCCAGUUUCCACCUGCCAAGUCAUCUGGUCUUCCAAAUAUACUCGCUCAGACGAUCACUGCAAACAUGGCAAGCAAAAUCUUGGAGAAAAUGGGAGGAAGCGAUGCCCGCUCAAGUUUCAUGGGUCGCUUCUCCAGUUACAAAUUGGGAAAUGAGACUGACAUGGUCACCGUAGAAGUUAACAACAAUCUUGUCGACACCAAGAUCCAUAACGUGUUCGGAGUCAUCAAAGGGUUUGUGGAUGCAGAUAAAUAUGUUGUGAUUGGAGCGCAGAGGGACUCCCUCAGCUCAGGCUAUGCCAAGUCUGCAGUCGGCACUACUCUUCUGAUGGAGCUUGCAAGAGUUUUCACUGAAAUGAAGAAAGAUGGUUUCAAACCCAGAAGAAGCAUUGUGUUUGCCAGCUGGAGCGCAGGGGAUUUCGGUAACGUCGGAGUUACUGAAUGGCUUGAGGGCUAUUGGGCAUCCUUGGACAAAAAAGCCUUUACCUACAUCAGUUUGGAUGGAGUUAUAACUGGUGUGGGUUCCUUCAGAGCUUCUGCAAGCCCUUUGUUGCACACGCUUCUGCAGAAGACCAUGGAGAAGGUAAAAAAUCCAAUCGGUUCAGGUCCAGUUAACUUCCGUCAAAGCCUUUUCCAGAGUUAUGGCGGUAAUCUUAGAUCUCUUCUGAGGCCCAUGAUGAUGGAUGAUAGUGCAUAUCCUUUCCUGGCUCUCUCUGGAAUCCCCUCUGUGUCUUUCAGUUUUGUUCCUGCUGGGGCCUCUGCUGACUACGAAUAUUUUGGAACUGUUCUGGAUAAUAAAGAAGGUCUGGGCACUGUCACCGGUCAGAAAGUGGGUGAGAUGUCUGUGGCUGCUGCCCAGGUUGCUGGUCAGAUCGCCCUCCGGCUCGUUCACGACCACAUCCUCAAACUGGAUGUUGCCAAGUAUGCAGAGAUCAUCUCAGACCAUGUGAAAACCAUCACGAAUCGGGUUGAGGAACUCGGAAGUGCAAAGGUCGAUAAAAGUGAGUCUCUGUCAACAGUGUGGCUGAACAGGGCAAAAAGUUCUUUUGGUCGUGCUGCAAACACCUUAGAUGUAUACAUCAGUAGAAGUGAUCUAGAAGACCUAGAGAUGUGCCGCAUCAUCAAUAACCGCAUAAUGAAGGUGGAGCAUAAUUUUCUCUCUCCUUAUGUCUCUAUAAGAGAUGCCCCGUUCCGACACAUUUUCUUUGGUGAUGGGUGGCAAACCACCACUGACCUGGAAAACUACCUGAAAAAUGUGGCACAAAAAAAAGCAACCUUCGACAUGAACCAAGUCCUUAACAAGUUUGCUCUGCUCACCUGGUCCAUCCAGGGCUGUGCAAAUGACCUGGCUGGAGAUAUCUGGUCCAUGGACAAUGAGAUAUAGGGUUUUUCAGGAUUACAUCAACAAACUUGGCCUCCAUCAGUUUUGAUUAAAAGUAAAACUCAAAUAUCAGAACAAACCAUAUAUCCACCACUACAUAGUAGAUUGAUUUGAUUUCAAAAUAGUGAAAAGCUCUAAUGGAAUCUGAUCAUGCAUACCUACAGAAUUAAGUAUUUGACAGCUAUAAAAAAAAAAAAAUCAUGACGAAAGCAUGCGACUUCAACAUACAUGAAUAUACAGAGUAAUGACUAAGGUCUUUAAUCCUAUUAGGAAUUAAUAAUAAAUGAUAUAGAUGA